AUGUCCUCGCCGAGCAUUAACAGUCCAUCCUAUCAGGUAUCAUCAACUCCUUUCCAAACAGCCCUCUUUCCCCUCUCCUUUACCACCCACUCCACCAUCCAUUCCACUACCCACCCUCCCUCCUCAACAUCCUACACACACUUCUUCCCAGCCUCGCACCGCAACAUCCGCCCUCAUGAAGCAAUCGACGACCUCGAAUCGCUUUACAAAGGCCCUUCGCCCUCUUUUAUCGCCCGCGAAUUCGACCUCUCCCGGCUACACUCCAUUCGCCAUCUGCUCUGGCUAGCCGGGCGUCCGGUACCGCCCCACCCUUUGCACCAACAAGUGCUUAUGAAUCGGGAGCCGAUAGUGACUAAAAAGCUCGACCAACACUUAGUAUGGGGAGGAGGCAGGGUGUUUCUGAAGCCUGUCAGCAAGUUUUUGUUUACGAGGGAGUUUUGGACAAGGGAGUUGACAUCGCUUGGGUUUUUGUUCAGUUAUGUUGGUCUGGUGCAAAGGGAGACCGACUUUGAUCUCGCCACCGUCAAGGGCCUCCUCCCGCGCGAAGUAACCUGGGGUCAAUGGCGUCUCUUCGUGGACGAGCUGCUCGCCUCGCCAGACGCGAUAUACAAGAACAUCGCCGUUCGGUUCAUCUACGGCGAAUUAUGA
This is a messenger RNA of Neurospora tetraspora, 648 nucleotides long. RefSeq lists its product as uncharacterized. NCBI's taxonomy places the organism in Eukaryota, Fungi, Ascomycota, Sordariomycetes, Sordariales, Sordariaceae. The transcript has 2 exons. The coding region runs from base 1 to 648 and encodes 215 amino acids. The record is from RefSeq and is a predicted model, not a curated record.